AUCCCCUAUGAAAACACAUGAUCAUUCGCGACGAGAGAAUCAGCGUAUUGGCUUCGAUUUGUAUGCGUUUAAAUUUGGAUUUAUGUUCAAAACGUGAUGGGUGAAAAUACGAAUAACGCUGACAAACAUCGAAAUAUUGAAUUAAAAGCAAAAGUGAAUGGUGAAGAGGACUUUGAGCAUCGUUUGGCUAUUGCUAAAAAGCUUACCGGUGGAACCGGCACACUAAUAAAUCAGAAAGAUGUUUUUUUCAAUGUUUCUAAAGGCCGCCUAAAACUUCGCUAUCUAACGGAUAAGAAAUCUGAACUUAUUAGCUACGAUCGACCGGAUGUUGCUGGACCAAAGCUCUCGGUGUUCUCUAUAAUGAACGUUGACGAUCCACAGCUGCUGGAGAAAAUGUUGGCAGAGACCGUUGGUGUGCGAGGACGUGUUAUCAAAAAGCGAUGGCUGUUUUUGCAAGAUCAGACGAGAAUUCAUCUCGACAUUGUAGAGUCCUUGGGACACUUUCUUGAAUUCGAGGUGAUGUUGAGGUCAGAUCAAUCCAUAGAAGAAGGUCAGGAAAUAGUAGCCCAAAUGAAACGCACCUUUGAAAUAUCAGAGGAUGAUUUAAUUCACGGAGCUUAUAUAGAUCAGCUGCUCAAAUAA
Molecule: messenger RNA, 642 nt
Organism: Anopheles nili
Lineage: Eukaryota; Metazoa; Arthropoda; Insecta; Diptera; Culicidae
Exons: 2
Coding region: 97-642 (181 amino acids)
Source: RefSeq, a predicted model, not a curated record